AUGGAAGGGCCCAUGUCUCACCGGGCCCCGCUCGGCCCCCCCUCUGCUGCCCGUUUCCACCGGCGGAGAACCUCCGGCACAAGAGACGAGCGCUACCGAUCAGAUGUCCACACCGAGGCCGUGCAGGCGGUGUUGGCGCGACACGUGGAGCGGAAGGUGGCGGUGCCCAUGCCCUCCAAAAGACGUUCACUGGUGGUGCAGACCUCCAUGGAUGCGUACACGCCUCCAGGCCUGUCCCCCCUGUGCUCAGACUCGUCGUCGGGCUCGGAGGAGGAGGCGGGGCCGGGCGACGACAUGUCGGGCAUGGAGCACUGGAUGAGCCGCCCAUCCCAGUUGGGCCCCGCCCACCUGGGCUCCACCUCCUCCUCUUCCUCGUCAACGCAGAGCGGAGGCAGCGGCAACGCCGGGCGACUGGCCGACUCACUGGCCCACACGCACAUCUCGCACCUGGCGCACGCACACCUGGCGCACACGCACCUGGGCCAGUCGCUCCACCAGCAGAGCCUCCUGUCACAGUCACACCACGGAAUCGGCCACUUGUCCCUGAAGAGGAAGGGAGCUCUGAGCGUCGCAGAGAACGGAGGAUCUCUUCGGCGAUCCUGUGAGUUUGGCUCCGACAUGCUGUGGCCACCGCCGCUGGAGUCAGACGAGAAUCACUCUGCCCCCCCGGAUGUGACGGGCUACUCGUCGGACUCGUCUCACUCCCACACUGAGCGUCACCACAUGUCCAACAUGGGAACCAUUGCCAGGAACACGCAGAAGUACGGCAACGCAGAGCGCAUGGAGACAGGCGACGGCGUCCCGGUCAGCAGUCGUGUGUCGGCUAAGAUCCAGCAGCUGGUGAACACGCUGAAGCAGCCGCGCAGGCCUCCGCUACGAGAGUUCUUUGUCGACGACUUCGAUGAACUUCUAGAGGUCCAGCAGCCGGACCCCAAUCAGCCACGGCCGGAGGGGGCGGAGAUGAUGCUGGUGCGAGGCGAGGCGCUGGGGGUGGUCACUAACUGGCCCCCCUCCCUGGAGGCUGCGCUCCAACGCUGGGGAACCAUUUCCCCGAAAGCCCCCUGCCUCACCAGCCUGGACACGGCAGGGAAGCCCCUCUACGUUCUCACAUAUGGGAAGCUGUGGUCUCGCAGCAUCAAGCUUGCCUACAACAUCCUCCACAAACUGGGCAGCAAGCAGGAGCCCAUGGUGCGACCGGGGGAUCGG
Messenger RNA from Paralichthys olivaceus (Japanese flounder), 1206 nucleotides. Lineage: Eukaryota; Metazoa; Chordata; Actinopteri; Pleuronectiformes; Paralichthyidae. The record is from RefSeq and is a predicted model, not a curated record.